AAGCGUUUUUAGGAAAUAUAAUUUGAAAACGACUCUCUCUGGAACCCUAAAAUCUUUUGGUGGGCGAAAUUGCCGUGUAAUAAUAACAGAGUUGUUCGUUAGACAUUUUAAAGAGCAUUGUUAUAAAAUUCACCAGAAUACAAUUUUGUACGUGGCUCAGUUUUCCCCGUGUAUUACCCUAUUCAGUACAUAUUCCCUAAACCCAGCAGAGGGUGUCUCCCCCGUCCUGAAACCUGACUUCGUGAAAAUAUUUUUGGCAAGAGAUUUAGUUUGACGCAGCAAAGUAUCAUGAGUUCCUUUUGAGACAACAGGUAAUUUAAUCGUCUGUGUGUUUUCUUAUGUCUACGUGUCACUCCAAAACAAUGCAACAUCUUAUCUAAGCGAGAAGAGGUCAACUAUCAAUAAACAACGAAACCACACUGAUAAGACACUCUUGAAUUCCACUUGCCGUUGAACGAGCAGAGUAUUUAGGAGGAUGAUUUUCUUGUUGGCGUUGUCCUUUUUUCACAUCGGUACUUUUGCGGUUGCCGCGGAAGAUUUUAACCCGCUGGGAAGGGGAGUGUAUCUUCCUCAGUUUGACUUGCUUGGAAACUUGCGCGAAAGUGGAUCUCAGGUACUGCGUUCUUCAGCUGUGCCGCAAUGUACUAUUACAGCUAAACAGGACGUCUCGAGCAGGGGAUUCAAGUUUUACAAAAACACCGAAGAAUUCUACUCUUCCAUGACCACCUCCUCAGGUCUGGAAAGCUCUCUACAGACUGACUUUUCCUUGAGCCAAACACUUGAUCAAGCAUCAGAAAACGUCGGUGGAAGUGACCGGAGAGUGACUGGUAAUUCACUUUAUUUUGUCGCAUCCUAUCGUCAAGAAAUAUUGAACAAAGACUGCCUGAAUUAUGGAAAAGAUUUUGACGAAAAGUUUCUGGAUAGUUUUCAAUCACUGCCAGUCAACAUUCCACAGCCGUGGAUGGACUCGGAUUGGAAAGAGUAUGAUAUCUUCCUUAAGAAAUACGGCUCCCAUGUUUUCACGUCUAUUUCGGUAGGAUCGAUGAUCAAUCAAAUGGCAUUUGCUGAGACUUCCGAUUCCUACACUGAACGAGAUUUCCAGGUCAAAAGCUGCAUGUCCCUGGGUAUAUCAUCGGCGUUUGGAGUCUCGAUGUGUUCCGAUAUUGACAAAAGUGAAGCAUCGCGAGUGUCAAAGAUGAACAUGAGGGGCGAGCUUGUCAUUAAAGGAGGGACCACUGAAACCCGAAACGAACUCAUCAAGAACCGCACAGCCGACCUGAUUGAAAAAUUCAUGAAUGAAGCCAACGCCACUAACGCUGCAAUCCAGUAUACGUUAACCGCAACCUGGGAUAUCCUCUUGUUUCUUUAUGUAGGUAAAGAUAACGAUAACUUCAUCAGAGCUGUCAAUCUCGAGUCCUACUACCUCGGGUUUCUCAAUUAUGGCUGCAACUAUCAGACAAAUGGUGGACAAGAUUUGCAGAUGUUCAACUUGGUGAAGGGUUCUUCCCCUACCUCACCCCAGUACGAGUGUUCUCUGGCGCCAGAAGGCUGUCAUAGAAAUGACGAUUGUCACGUCAAGGCAUUUAGUCGAUGCCGUUGCUAUGGUACCUCGUGCAUUAAGUACGAGAAAGUGACACUGGACACUGGGAAGACAAAGAAGAACGCUCACGUCAACAGGGACGACAACUCAUUGAAAGGGCAUGGAUGCAGCUACAAAUCGUCAAAGGCACAGUGUUACUGCACGGAUGAAUCAAAACAGCGUACUGUCGUAUGGCCCGCUAAAAGGGGAAGUAAAGAUGUUUUGUAUAAAGCACAUCACCUAAACUUGAAGCAACUCGUGUGUGACAGAAAGGAGGCUUAAACGAAGAGCAUAUCGCCUGGGAAGAUCCGCAAACUAAACCACGACAUUGUAGAUGCAGUUUCUUUACAAUAUCCCGCUUCGCUUUACUAAAACAGAGACUGGAACAGUCUUUGUUAACAGUUGAUCAUGUCAGUUUGUAUCUUUAUCCCAAAAUCGCUGGCAUUUUAACUUUUCGUCGUUCAUUGUUGAACACAUUAUUAGUGAAAAUUAUCAGUUUAGACUUGAGCUCACAUGUGCUCAGCUAUUUGUUGUUCUAUACGUUUUUUUUGCUAAUAGUCAACGGGGUUUUCAAGUCCUUUAGAGUUGCUUUUGCUAAUGAUCAUAGUUAUUAUUUUUAGUUAUGGCUGAAUCUCAUAUCCCAAAAUCAACUGAAGAAAACUCAAUUUGAGAUGCUAAGAUUGUUCUUUUGGACCUUUUGAGUUUCAGUUGUGUUUAGAGUGUAUAUUACCCAUAUAUAUAUAUGUGCAUUCUCGUGAAUGAUUUUAAUUCAUAGCGUAAGGCGUGAACCCAGGCGUCGGCUGAACUGUCAAAGAGAAAAAAUGCCCUUCAUUUCUUUAUCAUUGCUACACUAAAAACAAUGUCAUAUAAGACUUAAAUACACUAUCAGUUGAGAGAGUUGGGGAAUUUAUUUAGUCACACCAGCAGAACUAGAAAAAUCAGUCCCCUUAUUUUCGUCAGUCAACGAAACGGGUUUGUGAUUUGUCCCCUAUUUAAUGUUGAAUAGGUACGUUGCAGUCAGUGUGCGUCGCACAAUUUUCGUAAAAUUUGUUUUCUGGAAUAUCCACACUCUAUGUAGCUUGUCAGAAUUUCAUAACUCAUGGGUUUGGCGUCUCAGACUACACUCUCUGCACCCAAGAGCAGAAUGAUUUCUCUGAACAUAACUAGGGUAGAUUUGAUGGGAGGCGUACACAUGGUACAUGCGCGAUUAGAGUCUGUAUUCAGUAUAUACAUUCAUCUGUACGAAGCACGAUUCAGAGUGCGGGGAUAAUUUUCAGACAAAUGUCUCACUCAAACCCAGUGCGCAUUUAUUUUUGUAGUCAUAAGAAAAUAGUCCGGCAAUUUUGGCCAUCAUGUCGUCAUCUAAGUAGUGCGCUUCGUAACACAAAAUCCCGCGCACCUCGCUGCAGAACCGUGGUCGAAAAAGUGAACUUUUGUUGACUGGGUUCUAGUCAGGACUAGUGUAAACUCAAGGAUGGAUCUAAUGUGGAAUUGAGGAAUUGGCUAUGUCACUGUACGUCACACAUCUCGGCUCAUCCGGUUAAAGGAGCUUCGUCACGGUUUCCGCAUCUUGAAAAGUUUAUCAUAAAUUGUUCAAGUUCGUCGUUUGUAAUCCGUGUCAAUUUUCUCCAUACUUCACCAUCCUUGUUCAUUCAUGGUUUAUUAUUAGUCUUUGGUGCUUCUGCAUCUUAGUUAACUGCUAUUUAUAUUUUCAGGUUCCCUUUAGUUGAAAGCCGUAUUUUGUAAAAAAAAAAAAAUGACUCAAAAUAUCGUGACUGAGCUCCUUCAAGUAUACGGAUUGGCGUUAGGACCGUUAGAAUGUUUCAUAAGCUUCAUUUGUCACCGGAUUCUUAUACAAACGUUAUAUUCUGCGCCCCCCACCCCCCGCUGUGUGUACCCUCCACGGGCCCUGGCGGAAAAACUCGUGGUAUGUUUUUUCAUCUCAAUGAUACGGCCGGUUUUGCCUCCUGCUUAUCUCUCUUAGAGACUAAGAACCUUAAACUGAGUCAACAAAUCAGUGCAGGGUAUAAGAACCCAAAGCACUAAACAGUUAUGGAAAAGUCAGUGCGAGAGAAGUAUGGGACGAAAUUACAUUGUAUAAAUCAGUUAGUAUGUAUGGAGACUACAAACGUCGGGUUUCUUGGUUUAAGGCCGUGAGAUCGAGUUCCCCAUGAACAUUUUCAAAUAACAGCAGAUGUCACAAGAUAAUCAUUGUACUGAACACAUUUAGAGCGUGUUACGUAUUUCCUAUGCAACAGAUUGUCUAACUGCGUAAUGGUUUGUUUAUUUUGGAUUAAAAGCGUCCCUAAAAUUCAAAGCAAAGAACUUCCAAUAUGUUUGGUCCUUAUUCCGGCUAAAAGCUGUGCAAAUAAAAACAUAUCCCUCAAUCCUGGUAAACAAUCCAGUGGUGAUUUCCAGAGACAAAUUCAAUUUUCGAUUAUUCUUCGCUGAUCUCGAUAUGACGAAUCGUGGAUAUUUAACAAUAUUUAGUUCAUUUUAUAGAUAUUUUGUUGCAUUUAGUAAUUCACACGUUAUCAAAGCGAUUCACAAAUCCCAUAAAGGCACAGAAACGCCAAUAACUUGAAGAUGCAGUGAAAUAUUUUCAACCUGCUUAUUAACCCGUCAAACUUCAGAUGGUCCCUAAAUCAACAAAACUAUUCCCUCCACUGAUUGGUCAACGAGCAGUCAAAUACCGGAGCACAGGUCAACGGGUUUUUACGUAAGAAUGCCAGAUCACUGCAUCGUAAUGAAAUCACCCAAGAACAAAGGAUGAUAUAUUUUUCCUUCUCAGCGGCGUGAAACAAUCCUAAAGUAGCUUGAAUGAAUUCGUCCGCGGACGUAUUGGAAUACGCCAACACUGGAAAAAUAAGGACAGAUUGAGGUUUAACGAGGCACCAUGACGUCAGCCAUCAAGGUUAUCGAACAGAUCAACGAGCAAUUGAUGUGCGCCAUUUGUCUGGAUCGCUUGACCACGCCGCUAUUCCUGCAAUGUCUUCACACGUUCUGUUCGCAGUGUUUGCAUAGAAUUGCCAACAACGAUCCAUCUUCAACGAUUACCUGUCCCACAUGCCGCGCCAAAACUCCACUUCCGGACCAAGGAAUCGAUCACUUAAUGCCUAACUUCUUUGUAAAUCAAAUGCUGGAUCUGGUUCACUUGAAAUCAGAAGAGCUGAAGAAAGAAAUGCGCGAGAACAAGAAGUGCAACGCCUGCGAUAACAUGAAAACAGCGGAUUUUGCUACUUCAAGAUGCGUGGACUGCAACAAGGACUUGUGCACGAGUUGCGUGGCAGAGCACAAGCGGGCCCAUGCCACACUCGACCACAGAAUCAUUGCAACCAGCGAAGAUGACAGCCAAGAGACUCAAGAGCUGGAUAAAUACAGUUUGUCGUUCUGCAAGUAUCACACAAGAAAUGUCAUCAAGUACUUUUGCAACACGUGCGACGAAGCCAUUUGCCGAGUGUGUACGAUCCUAGAGCACCGGGAACACCAGUACGUAUAUCCCAAGGACGCUUUGCCGGCCAGGAGAGGCGCUAUCGCAGAACUGCUUGAACAAGCCAAAUCCCGGAUGCCUGAACUAAAGAAAACGCUGUCUCAAGUUCAAGAAAUGUCAAAAAGGCUCACGGAGUGCAGAGAAGCCAUCGCAAAGGAAAUCAGCGAGAACACUGAAGAUCGAAUCGAGGCGUUGCGCGAAGGACAAAAUGAGCUGUUGAGGCAGCUAGAUCACAUCCAUGACGGCAAGCAGAAAGUCUUGGGCUUGCAAAAGGACAGCAUCGAGCUUGAGCUGGGAAAGCUUUCUGGCUGCUGCGAGUUUGCUGACAACGUCUUGACGUUUGGCAACGAGGUCGAAGUUCUACAGAUGAAAGGACGCUUGGAAAUCUUGAAUGAUGUGAAGGUCCAAUUCGAGCCUGAAGAAGACGACACCAUUCAAUACGUUCACGAUCCCGCCUCAACAAAGACUGUGUCCGAGUCUCUAGGCAGCAUCCGGGCUAGCAGCACUUUUGCCUCGAUUUCAUACGCAAGUGGAGACGGAAUUCACACUGCGCGUGUCAAAAUGGAGACAACUUUCCGGCUGACCACUAAGGAUCGACAUGGCCAGAGAUACAAAGGAGGAGAUAGAGUCACAGUUGACAUAAGGCAACCUGAUGGGACACCUUUGCGGUCCACAGUCAAGGAUGAAGGGGAUGGCACCUACACUGUGUUCUACAUGCCAGAGGUGAAUGGCAAACAUGAAGUGUCCGUUUCCAUUCAAGAUAAGCCAAUCAUGGGUAGCCCCUUCACCGUGCUCGUCAUCAACCGCCGCGAAUACGCCGACGUCGGCCCGACGCUCCAUCGAUUUGGUCAGUACGGCAGCAAAAAACGCGAGUUCAAAUCACCGUUCGGCGUUGCAGUCGACAACGAGAGUUACAUCUACGUAGCCGAUAGCUACAACCAUCGAAUCCAAAUUUUUGGCCCACGGGGAGAGUAUGUUUCCCAGUUUGGUUCCCACGGGGAACGCAAGGGAGAGUUUAACUGCCCGACAGACGUAGCCAUUGAUAACAAAGGAAGAAUCAUUGUUUGCGACAAUGGUAACAACAGAAUUCAGGUCCUUAGUCGGAAUGGUGCAUUCAUUGGCAAAUUUGGUCGCGAGGGUACUGGCAACGGUUUCUUCAAAUCCCCCUGGGGAGUUGCGACCUCUCGGAAGAACGAUAUUCUAGUCGCUGACAUGGAGAAUCACCGGGUUCAAAUUUUCUCCCCCGAAGGAAAGUUCGUAUCAAAAAUUGGUUCUUACGGCGAUCGCCCCGGGCAGUUUAACUCUCCCUGCUACCUCCUCGUCAACCCGGAAGAUGACCAUAUAUAUGUAUCUGACUCGAAAAACCACCGUAUCCAAGAGUUCGACAAAAACGGGAAAUCGCUGAGGCAAAUCGGAUGCCAGGGAACAGGGGAAGGGCAGUUUUCACAUCCCCGUGGGCUAGCCAUCGAUAUCGCCGGCAAUCUUGUGAUUGCUGACAUGGGAAAUCACCGCUUGCAGAUAUUGGCCGCCAGUGGUAAGUUCGUCAAGGAGGCUGGAUCCGAGGGUAGUGGAGACGGACAGCUAUCGUUCCCAGAGAGCGUUGCGAUCAUGCCCAAUAGUGGAUACAUUGUUGUAUCUGAUCUCAGCAACAAUCGUAUACAAGUUUUUUAGAAGAAACAGCACACAUCUAUAUGCAUAAGCGUUCUACUGUAGCAAAAGCCUCAGUUGUGUAGAGAGGUUAUGAUAAGAAAAACAAUACGUUUUAGAAAAGCCUUGUAAGCCCUUUGCAGGUCCUCCACAAAUGAAUAUUUACAGGGCAGUGUUUGCUGGACGCCAUGAAUUUAACAUUUUUGAGCUAGUUUAUAUUGUAACAAUUUUAUUUAUCCUCACGGCGAGAGAUGGUACAAGAGAUAUCUAGAGAAACUAGAAAAUUACUCAAUGCUAGAGAUGAUGUAGAUUUAUUAUGUUUUGUCUUUCGGAACAAGAAAGAUUGAGUUCCUCGUCAUCCCAGCCGCCACCAGAGUAAAUAUGUUUUCAGUUAUGUUUAUUUAGUUUUGCAAAGCCUCUUUUUUUGGCCAGAAUCGAAUUUGUGAUAAGUAACUAGAAACGAGUAACGAAUAAGCUAUCCCACAGAUUCAAGUGAAAGAAUAAAUUAUUCAAUAUACAAACAAACAAACAAACAAACAAGCUAGCCGGAAAGCAAGGAAAGAAGAAAGGAGAGGAUGCAUAAAAUGUGCGAAUACUAAACAAAUUUAUGAACAAAAGAAUAAACUUUCCAAAUGAUUCA
This is a messenger RNA of Orbicella faveolata, 7356 nucleotides long. RefSeq names its product E3 ubiquitin-protein ligase TRIM71-like. Gene Ontology annotation, molecular function: zinc ion binding; protein binding; ubiquitin protein ligase activity. Lineage: Eukaryota; Metazoa; Cnidaria; Anthozoa; Scleractinia; Merulinidae. Gene Ontology annotation, biological process: protein polyubiquitination; proteasome-mediated ubiquitin-dependent protein catabolic process. The record is from RefSeq and is a predicted model, not a curated record.